AUGUCUGUUGCAGCUGUGCGCGUCACGUGCGUGCACGUGCAGCCGGCCACGCGCAGCAGCCCCCAGUUCACGCUCGUCCUGGACCUGGACGAGACGCUGGUCCACUGCAGUCUACAGGAGAUGGAGGACGCGUCGUUCAGCUUCCCCGUCCUCUUCCAAGGUGUGACGUACCAGGUGUUUGUGCGGACACGGCCCUACUUCAGGGAGUUCCUCGACCGUAUGUCGGCCCUCUUCGAGGUCAUCCUCUUCACCGCCUCCAAGAAGGUGUAUGCCGACAAGCUGGUGGACCUGCUCGAUCCCCAUCGGCAGUACAUCAAGUACCGUCUGUUCCGAGACCACUGUGUCUGCGUGCACGGUAACUACAUCAAAGAUCUCAGCAUUCUGGGCCGCGACCUCUCCAGGACCAUCAUCGUCGACAACUCGCCGCAGGCCUUUGGCUACCAGAACGAGGACGUGCGACCUCACAUCCGCGACAAGUACCAGCUGCACUCUCUGCUACCGCCCGAUUAG
Pollicipes pollicipes is the source of this 510-nucleotide messenger RNA. Its product is annotated as CTD small phosphatase-like protein 2. The record is from RefSeq and is a predicted model, not a curated record. NCBI's taxonomy places the organism in Eukaryota, Metazoa, Arthropoda, Thecostraca, Pollicipedomorpha, Pollicipedidae. Bases 1 to 510 code for a protein of 169 amino acids. Gene Ontology annotation, molecular function: phosphatase activity. The transcript has 5 exons.